UGUUGGCAGACAGCAGCAGCGAUGGCAACACUCUACCCCUCCCUGGAGGACAUGAAGGGCCACCAGGUCCUGCAGGCACAGGCAGCAGCUGGGGUGAGGACCCCUGCCACCACAGUGGUCACAGAGAAACCAAAGCUCACCUCAGGCACUGAGCCACCUGUGCUGUACCCCAACCUAGCCGAGCUGGAGAACUACAUGGGGCUGGCCCUCUCCAGCGAGGAGAUCCAGAAGAACCUGCACACGGAGGACAGCACCGCACUGACCCCCGCUGGGCCCUCCCCAGGCCAGCUGGUCGCCCCCCUGAGCGGGAACAGCGCGGGGCUGCGGCGGGCAGAGAUCAAGCCGGGUGUGCGGGAGAUCCACCUGUGCAAGGACGAGCGGGGCAAGACGGGGCUGCAGCUGAAGAACAUCGACCAGGGCAUCUUCGUGCAGCUGGUGAAGGCCAACUCACCAGCAGCGCUGGUGGGGCUGCGCUUUGGGGACCAGGUGCUGCAGAUCGACGGCAAGAACUGCGCAGGCUGGAGCAGUGACAAGGCACAGCGCGCGCUGAAGAAGGCGAACCCUGAAAAAAUCGUCAUGGUGGUGCGGGACAGGCCUUUCCAGCGCACCGUGACCGUGCACAAGGACAGCACUGGCCACAUCGGCAUUGUGGUGAAGAAGGGGAAGAUCGUGUCGCUGGCCAAGGACAGCUCGGCCGCCCGCAACGGGCUCCUCACCCACCACUGCAUCUGCGAGGUGAACGGCCAGAACGUCAUCGGCAUGAAGGAUAAGCAGCUCAUGGAGGUGCUGGCAGGGGCUGGGAACGUGGUGACACUGACCAUCAUCCCCACUGUGAUCUACGAGCACAUGGUCAAACGGCUCUCAUCAGGGCUGGUGAAGUCGUCCAUGGACCAUUCCAUCCCUGACCUGUGACACCAUCACUGCUGUUCUGGGAGCUGAUGCUGGAAGCCUAGAGGGCCUGCUAGGGGACCCCAUAGCACCUUCAAAGGAGCUAUUUUAGCACAAAACCCCUUAUCCCUUCAGAAUCUGGUGGCUGCUGGGUGAUUCUUCCUCUCCUUAGCAGGGAUGGAGCAGAUGUCCUGUAGCAGGGUCCCAUUGUCCCCCAUGUCCCUGCUUGUGCCACCCCCCUCAGGGCGGAUGCCAAGGGCUGGCUCCAGCCAAAGCAGACACAGACCCAGCAACAUUUAUUACAUCCACCACAGACAGUGAGUACAGGACAGGGGAAACAAGAAGAGGGGGAUUACAGCUU
Ficedula albicollis (Collared flycatcher) is the source of this 1249-nucleotide messenger RNA. RefSeq names its product syndecan binding protein 2 (gene SDCBP2). Gene Ontology annotation, molecular function: protein binding. The transcript has 9 exons. The coding region runs from base 22 to 912 and encodes 296 amino acids. Lineage: Eukaryota; Metazoa; Chordata; Aves; Passeriformes; Muscicapidae. The record is from RefSeq and is a predicted model, not a curated record. Gene Ontology annotation, cellular component: cytoplasm; plasma membrane.